AUGGUUCUACUACGGGAAAGCUUUCUAUCCCUCCAGUACUGCGGUAUGUGGCCGCCGCUUCACUUGGAGUCAAAGAGCUGGCAGUAUCGGACUUAUUCGCUAUACACGAUUUACGUUAUGGCCGUUAUGUACUGGUUCACAUUAUCAGAACUGAUUAAUCUACUAAUUACAACCGAUGAUAUCGAGGAUUUUUCUGAUACGUGUUUCAUGCUGCUAUCGACAGCAGCUGUAUGUGCCAAAAUUCUCAUAACUCUGAUGAAGCGAUCGGAGAUUAGAGAUGUUCUCGUUACUCUUGAGAGUUGUCCACAUAAGCCGAUGAAUUCGGAGGAGCAGGCGAUUCAGGACGAAUAUGAUGGACAGGUCAGAUUUCUUACCCUCUUUUAUGGUGUGGCUACAGAAAUAACGGUAUGGUGCAUGACCAUCUUCACGUUCUUUCAAGGGAUACCUUUCGGGGUACUGCCGUACAAGGCAUGGGUACCCUACGAUUACUCGGAACCUAGGGUGUACUGGUUCACUUAUUAUCAGCAAUUACUGAGUGUUCUUCUUGCUGCCAACCUCGACAUUGGAUUUGACACGAUUAUUCCGGGGUUUAUGCUACAGAUAUGCGCGCAGUUCAAUAUUUUGAGGUGCAGAUUACAUCGGGUUGUUAAUUACUUUGAUGACACGGGAUGCUCAAAGGCCAAAUCUUGUGAGGUUUUGGAACUUUAUGAAAACCAUCUCGUUGACUGCAUCAAAUAUCAUCGUGAUAUAUUCGAAAUGGCUAAAAAAAUUAAUUCCAUUUUUACGGGCAUCAUUUUCGUGCAAUAUGCUGCGAGUUUCAUCAUUAUAUGCGUCAGUGUGCUACUUAUUUCGCAGAUGCCAUUAUUUUCUCCAAAGUUUUUAGCACUCUUCAUGUACCUCUCAUGCAUGCUCUUGCAAAUCUUCAUGUUCUGCGCUGCUGGGAAUGAAGCCACGAUCCAAUGUCAGAGUAUGAUAAAUGGAAUCUGUGGUACUAAAUGGUACCUUCUGGAAAAUCGUAUGAAGAAAUACCUCGUACUCAUGAUGCUUCGAACUUUGAGACCCGUUAGAUUUGUCAGUGGAUUCAUCAUCGUUCUCUCUCUGGAUUCUUUCUGCAUUCUUAUCAAAACGUCUUACUCCGCUUAUACAGUACUACAAAGGUCUUCGAGUUGA
Messenger RNA from Diachasma alloeum, 1170 nucleotides. RefSeq names its product odorant receptor Or1-like (gene Or90). The record is from RefSeq and is a predicted model, not a curated record. Bases 1 to 1170 code for a protein of 389 amino acids. Gene Ontology annotation, molecular function: odorant binding; olfactory receptor activity. Gene Ontology annotation, cellular component: plasma membrane. Lineage: Eukaryota; Metazoa; Arthropoda; Insecta; Hymenoptera; Braconidae. Gene Ontology annotation, biological process: detection of chemical stimulus involved in sensory perception of smell; sensory perception of smell. The transcript has 5 exons.